Carassius auratus (goldfish) is the source of this 4503-nucleotide messenger RNA. RefSeq names its product ubiquitin specific peptidase 43a (gene usp43a). The transcript is spliced from 15 exons. Gene Ontology annotation, biological process: protein deubiquitination. The coding region runs from base 693 to 4160 and encodes 1155 amino acids. Lineage: Eukaryota; Metazoa; Chordata; Actinopteri; Cypriniformes; Cyprinidae. Gene Ontology annotation, molecular function: cysteine-type deubiquitinase activity. The record is from RefSeq and is a predicted model, not a curated record.
UGUUUACAGGAACAUUUCAGAAUCUUUUAAAGAAGAUUUAAUCUGAGCAUUACAUUAAUUACAAAAUAAUGACGCAAAAGCUAAAAUUAAAUAGAUAAAAUCCAAUGUUUGUGUUUGGUGGGAAAAUAUUGAUGGGCAGCGAUGAAGCAGGUAAAUACAGGUGUAGAUAAACCUCCAUUUAUAUUAUACAUUUCCAUAUUCACUUCUCCCAAUACAAGUUCAAAGUAAACCAGGCUAAUAAGAUUCAUAGUGGGAGGGUAGAAGCCUUGUAUCUACCAUUCAGAAGACGCAGUUACUCCAACCAGAAGCCAGAGAAAGAGAGAGCGGGCGACAAACAGCCAGUAAUGGUCAUCCACACACAAGUGCGUGUAGGUGUGGUGUAAAGAACAAGAGUUGUGUCUGACUGAAGGAUGGAGUUGAGACUAGUGUAAUUCCCGGUGCGUAAGAGCGUCAUGGAUAAAGCGAAACUAGCGCAGCUGAGAUCAGUGAUAGGGAACGUCGGGGACGCGUUAGUCAUCACCAGCCUCGGCACAGACACCGGUGCCUUCACAGUCUGUUUUUCUUCGUCGUGAUGCUUUAGUGAUGUAGGUUUUCAAGACGCACAGGUGGGAGCGCCUCGUCUUCACACCAGAGUGCACUUGUUUCUCUUUCUGACUUCCACUUAUCGGUUUGGGUGAAACAACAGACUUAACAUGGAUACUCCGAGGGAAACCAGGAAACAAAAAAUCAAAGCCAAAUCAGCCAAGCGCAAGGAUAAGACGCACAAGUCCCAGAAGCUGUUCAGAAGGAAAUCGCUAAAAUCGCUUGGGAAUUUUAUGAGCAGAAUUGUCAAAACUUUGGGCACUUUGGCACACUUGGGGGACGCGGACCAGCCGGACGCGGCGGAGGAUGAUGAUGGUGGGUUUGGAGACACUCUGAGCGCCCACAACACUGGGAAUCCCAGAGAGAGCUCGGCGAGGAAGACCGCUGCUCCCUCAUCUUCUUAUGGAUCCGUCAAAGAAAGACUGUCCUGGUGUUACGGCGAGAAAACUCCGGGGGUUCAGGGUCUAAAGAACCACGGAAACACCUGUUUUAUGAACGCCGUGGUGCAGUGCUUGAGUAACACGGAACUUCUGGCAGAGUAUUUGGGUCUGGAGCAGUAUAAAUGUGAAUUCAAUGAGAUGAGGAUCAACGGGAUGAUGAAGAACGAGGAGGUGAGGGGGGAGGUGACGGAGAAGCUGGCAUCGCUAGUGAGGGCGCUCUGGACGCUCGAUUACACGCCUCAGCUGUCAGUGGAAUUUAAGAGUGUUGUGUCCAAGUAUGGCUCUCAGUUCAAGGGGAACGCUCAACAUGAUGCUUUGGAGUUCCUGCUGUGGCUUCUGGACCAUGUACAUGAGGACGCCAGCCUCUCCACCAACAACAACCACAACAGCAAAACCAAACCAUCCAGCAAGGGUCCUGUGGGAUUGGAAGAGAGUUCAUGCCCCGGCUCAGCAAACUCACAGAAGCCUGGAACUCGACACAGUUUCGUACAGGAGCACUUCCAAGCUCAGUACAGGUCAUCAUUGACGUGCCCUCAUUGCCUUAAACAGAGCAACACUUUUGACCCUUUCCUGUGUAUUUCACUUCCAAUCCCUCUGCGACAGACCAGGGCCCUGAAUGUGAUUCUGGUGUUCAACACUGAAGGUCAGCGGUUUCUGAGAGUAGGGUUGGCUGUGCCUCUCUUUGGGUCUAUCUCAACGCUCAGGGCCAUGGUAGCAGAGGAGGGCAAGAUCUCUUCAGACCAGGUGAUUUUGACAGAGAUGAACACAAAUGGGUUCCAACGCUCUUUCUCUGAUGAAGAUGAUAUGACGAGUAUCUCAGAGAGUGAUGUCAUCUACGCCUUCCAGGCUCCACCCCUCUUCAGAAGAGGAGGCUCCAUGCGAUUCUCAGGGUUCCAUCACUCCCUCCCUUCCUCGCCAUACAUUGCAGAGCCUGAAGGUCACAGGUUACCACCCUCAGGGACGUUAUCAUCAGAAUUCUUGAAUCAGGGAGGUUCUUCAAAGAUCCUCCUGUUAAUCUGCAAUGUUGCUGGGUCUGGCCAACAAGUUACAAGGUUUGGGCCUCCAAUCCUGAUGAGAGUAGAAAGGACUCUGUCUUGGGAUCAUCUGCAACAGAGUGUCUGCAAUAAGCUUUACUUAUUUCAGAAAAAUACAAUCAUGAAGACUACUGAACUGUUUAGGAUUCGUGUGGUGGGUGGGUCAGCUUCCUGCAGUUACCUGUCUCCCCAUGACAGCAGACCUCUGUGCCACCCAACCGUGGACAGGGCCCUGAAAUUAUGUGGUCCUGGUGGUCCUCUGCAUGUGAGGCUUGUGAUUGAAUGGGAGAAUAGAAUCAAAGAAUGUCUCUUUGGUAACAUUCAAGAGGAAGUUAUUGAGGAUGCAGAGAGUGUAAGAAUGCAGCAGCAGAAUCAUGUACAGCAGCACAGUUGCACACUGGAUGAAUGUUUUCAGCUCUACACCAAAGAGGAGCAGCUGGCGCCAGAUGAUGCAUGGAAGUGCCCCCACUGUAAGCAGAUGCAGCAGGGGAUGGUGAAGAUGAGCUUAUGGACCCUGCCUGACAUCCUCAUCCUGCACCUCAAGCGUUUUCGGCAGGUGGGCAAACGGCGAAACAAGCUCUCCACCCUCAUUCGCUUUCCGAUAAGCGGUCUGGAUAUGACUCCCCAUGUGGUGAAACGCAGUCAGAGCAUGAAGAAUUUGGCCCCGUGGCCUGCAACUUGGAAACAUGGAGAUACUGACUUCCUAUAUGACCUGUAUGCAGUCUGUAACCACCACGGAGGCAUGCAUGGAGGCCAUUACACAGCCUAUUGUAGGAACUCUGUGGACGGCCACUGGUACAGUUAUGACGACAGCAGUGUGGAGAUUGUGCCAGAGGAUGAACUGUGCACACGCGGGGCAUAUAUCCUGUUCUACCAGAGAAGAAAUGUCAUCCCACCCUGGUCCGCCAACAGCUCGGUCAGAGGUUCCACCAGCUCCUCUAUGUCAGAUCAUUGGCUCAUCCGUUUGAAUGGUGAUAGUAAAAGAGGAAGCAUGGUCUCACGGUCUUCCACAACAUGCCCUUCUUCCAUCCCAGACUCCCCAGAGUCUCCCAUCUUUCAAAAUGUACCCUCAAUGGACGAGAGAGGUGGGUUUGAAAGCAGACCUUUCGUGCGAGGAAUCCAAGGGCGUAGCGUAAGCAUGAAAAGUCCCACCAAGACCAAAAUGCUCCCACUGCGAUGGUCCUUUGGAAACAAAGACCGCCACAAACCUGCCCAAGUUCCUGGCCAGGCUCCUGCAGAACUGGUGGAGUAUUUAGAAUCUGGCAGAAGGCCAAGAUGCACCAAAGACCCUAUUGUUGCCCUAAUGAAUCGACCUUCUGAUAAAACAAGUGGUAAAGAAGAAGUUACGAAAAAAUCCACAGCCAAAUCUUCAAGCCACAGCAGCCUCGGACCUCCAGAGUUUCUCAAAAUACCACAGGGUCAAGAAAAAAGUAGCUCAGAGAAAGCAAUGGGCCAACAACCCAGCAGCAGACCAAGAGAAGAUGGAACCUUGACCAGACGGAGCAACAGAAAAUCAAAACAGGACAAAUCACAGUCCAGAAACAGCUCCGGCACAGGGAUCCAAUCCAGUUCCAGUGGUCCAAGCAGGUGGGAUGAUCCAGGUGAGGAGCGACUCCAUCUGGAGGAGAAACAGAGGAAGGGACCGGAGACAAAACAUCACGACAAUGUCUUCGCUUUUCUUAAAGGUGGUUUCAUGAAGAAAGACUCGCUUCGGAGGUCUCGAGACAGUGAAUCUGUGAAAAGUGGUGACACAGAUUUGAAAAGCCUAUCUGGAGUUUCACUCUCCAAUGGGACACACAAAAAAAUUUCAGAAGGUAAAGCUAAUAGCACUAACCAAGCUCGUAGCAGACUUGGAGAUGAAUUUGCAAAUGGCAAGGUGAGUCGUGGGUCAUCAGACAUUAAACGCUCGCAAAGUUCUUCCAAUAUUCAAAGCAAGGCCGAUCUAAGCUUAAAGAGGACAGCAUCUCUACACAGGAAUGGCACGUUGGCAGCUCAGCUGCAGAAUGUUCCUAUGGACAGGGGCUCUCAGAACACCCUGCAACGCACACGCUAUAGCACAAACUCGCUGGGCAGAAAGAAGGCAGUCCCUGAAUCAAGCUUCUGAGACUUACUUCACUACACCCAAAUAUCACAACAGUGUAGCAAAUAUCUAAAAGCCCAAGUAAGAACUAUGUUAAGAAAGAAAGCUUUGAAAUUAUGGCAGCACACUAUGAAGUUGCACAUACUGUACAUUUGGAAUAAGUGGAUGAUAUUUUUGUUCACUUUUCUCUGCUUAUAUGAAGUGCCUCUGAACCAGAGCAAAUGUUUAUUUAUUUUUUUGUCAGAUUGUGUUUUGGCACUGGAAGUACAUUGCACACUGGCCUCAGCACCAGGAUUUUAAAUUGAAAAAUGAUUUGCCUCAGAUCUGCCACUAAAUAAAUUUUUCAGCUGUAAAACAUUAAUGUAAU